This is a messenger RNA of Ipomoea triloba (trilobed morning glory), 704 nucleotides long. RefSeq lists its product as uncharacterized. The transcript has 4 exons. The record is from RefSeq and is a predicted model, not a curated record. Bases 98 to 583 code for a protein of 161 amino acids. Lineage: Eukaryota; Viridiplantae; Streptophyta; Magnoliopsida; Solanales; Convolvulaceae. Gene Ontology annotation, molecular function: iron ion binding.
UCUUUGUGAUUUGUGAAACCACCACUGACCACUCUCUUAUCUCCUCAUCCCUUCCAUCUUCUUUCUCAUUCCAAGAACAAUAAGCAAUCUUUAGCAGAUGGCACUACGUGCACCAACCACCACCCUUCACACCACCAAGUCUACCCUGCUCGCCCCCACCGCCGGCAGCAAUGCUGGCCUCCGGCCGCCGCCACACCGUGUAGCUCUCAAGUCUUCCUUCUUCUCUCCUUCUGUGCAUCUCUUGCUCCCUCCAAACCACACUUCUGCUGCCCCAAAGUUCUCCAUGCGUGUUGCUUCCAAGCAAGCUUACAUCUGCCGUGAUUGCGGGUACAUUUACAAUGACAGAACUCCUUUUGAGAAAGUAUCUGACAACUACUUCUGCCCUGUAUGUGGUGCUCCAAAGAGAAGAUUUAGAGCAUAUGAACCCAAAGUGGCUAAAAAUGCCAAUGAUACAGCAGUAAGGAAGGCCAGGAAAGAACAGAUAAAGAAAGAUGAAGCUAUUGGCCGAGCAUUGCCCAUUGCCAUUGGUGUUGGAGCUGCUGCACUUGCUGGUUUAUACUUCUACCUGAACAGUACCUUCUAGGCUGGAUCACAGGAAAAAAAAAAUGUAAUUUCCACAAAGAUUUGCUUAUUAGUGUAUCAAGAUUUCACAUUCAAUGUGCUUUUGAGUUCAUUCUUUAUUUGGGUUUUACCUUUACUUUACA